Messenger RNA from Megachile rotundata (alfalfa leafcutting bee), 1751 nucleotides. Its product is annotated as odorant receptor 82a. The record is from RefSeq and is a predicted model, not a curated record. Gene Ontology annotation, biological process: sensory perception of smell; detection of chemical stimulus involved in sensory perception of smell. Gene Ontology annotation, cellular component: plasma membrane. NCBI's taxonomy places the organism in Eukaryota, Metazoa, Arthropoda, Insecta, Hymenoptera, Megachilidae. Gene Ontology annotation, molecular function: odorant binding; olfactory receptor activity.
UAUCCGUAAAACGAACGAUUUAGCGGUCGUAGGAAACGAUUCAACGAUCGAACAGUAGUUUGAAGAGCGUGGUUCCCGAGCUAGUUGAUUUAUUCAUAAGUUCUUCCUUGUAUCAGCAGCUAGUUAUCGUAAUAGUCGAGGUAACAAGAUUCGAAUGCAUCGAGGGGUGCACAAGGAUCAUUAUCGAAUAAAUUAUUCGACGGUCGGCCGAUUCAAGAUCAGUGCACCUACGGUAAACGGUUAAUUGUCCAUUAUUACUGGACAAUCGAUCGAUUAUCUUUCUAUGUGGAAUAGAAAAAUACGGGUACUGUACCGAUUGUUACUUUAACGACAGUUAGAGUAACAACCUAACUGUCUUCGUAAAUCGUCGUAGAUGACUACGUAAAGAUUCUGGUAAAACUGGUCGUACCGUAAUUUGUACUAUGUCGGAAGAAUUACGAAUAUACCGAGCGUAUGUUAGUUUCGUUAAGAAUUAUCUUCUGUUCGGUGGUAUGUGCCCAAGUGCUCUGAACCGGUAUGUCGCAUAUCAGUUUGUAUCAGUUUGGGCGGUAUUGUCUAACUUUCUUUUGUGCUUAACAAUGGCAUACAGUUGUUCGACGACUAUUACGAACAUAAGCAAGCUAACGUCGUCUCUCGGUCAUCUUGCCACCACAAUUAGCAUAACUAUGAAGGUUUGUUUCUGUAGUGAAAGAUUUGUUUCGUGUAUCGUAUAAAACUUAAUGUCCAGUUUGAAAAGGAUACGAGAACGUUCUCGCGUUGGUUACGUCGUGUCAUGAUUUUGUGAAUUUUCUCAGGGUUUGUGUUUUUUCGUUCAUAAAAAGAAAUUGUGGGUUUUAAACGAUAUACUUGAUUCCUCGAUGGAAGAAAUAUCGAAAGAGCCACGACUCAAAUCAAUCGCUUUCCCGUUAGUUGGUGCAUUUUAUCGAACAAUACUUGUUGAAGCUGUUUUAAUGGCAGGAAUAACGUUGCUUUAUGCAACGAGGUCAUUGUUAAACAGACUUCUUCGUGAUCCUACCAAUACAACGGAAGAAAAUUAUCCGCUACCGUUUCCUGAGCGUUUCCCUUGGUCACUGGAGUCGCCACCCAUUUGGUAUUUGCAUUACGCCUUCGAAUUUAACGUUUGUUACUACAUCAUUUUCGUAUCUAGCGGGGUAGACGCAUUUUAUGGAUUUACAAUGUUUCGUAUGUCGUCGGUACUGCGCAGAUUGACCUUGCAGUUUGAAAUAUUGUCGGCACGGAAAGACGACGAGAUUCGCCGAAAAGAGUUUGGCGAAUGCAUUGAAAUGCAUGUUGCAUUGUUCAAAUGUAGGGACAUAAUUCAAGAAGUUUAUGGACCUGUUGUUCUAAUAGUAGCAACCACGAACGCCUUAUGCAUGUGUAGUCUGAUAUUUCAGAUUGUUCAGGUUAACACUGAAAUAAGUAAUGCUCAGAUGGCAAUAUACACAACAUACUUUGUAAUGAAGUUCACACAAACCUUGAUGUAUGCUUGGCCGGGUUCCGUAAUCAUUUCCGAAAGCGAGCUGUUUCGCGAUAAGAUUUAUUGUAGCUACUGGUACAAGAACGGGGAUGCCAAUUUGAUAAAGCAGUUUUCUUUAAUAUUGACGCAGAGAACGAUCGUGGUGAAAGCAUGCCGUAUAUUGCUGGUGUCGUUGGAUCUUUUCGUGAAGGUGUUAAAUACAGCGAUAUCCUAUUAUUUUCUCUUGAAAACCAUUGACGGCGGUAAAUAAACGGAAGACAAUGUAACCUUUUCG